GAAAUUCAAUUCCAAAUUCCAAUUUCCAAGUUCCAACUUAGUACUUACUAUAUCCUAUACUUAAAAUUCAAAACAUUCGUCAUUCGAAAAAAUAAAAAUGUCUACUGUAUAGUGAAAAUUAUUAAUUUCAUCUCUAUAGUUUUUAAUCCUUCAUAAUUGUGUUAAGGUUUCAUUGUAAUACAAACAAAAACGUUUAUAAUGUGCAUUGUAAACGGUUUUUUUUUUGUAAAUUGAGAAAUGAAAUUCAAAAUUUUCUCGCCGUUUUAAUAUCAGUACAUUUUGGUAGUUUAGUACAAUAUUUUAGUAACUUAUUAAUCUUUUCCGUGUACUGAUUAAUUUCAACUCGAAAAUAUGUUUCGUGAAUAUUUUUUUUUAUUAUUAAUGUUUUUCUACUGUGGUUUACUAACUGAUCUGAUUAAGAGUCAAACAUUAGAGGUGGUUACUGACAAUGAGCUCUUAGAUUUAUGCCGUUCUGAAAACCAAGUAGUUGCCUUAUUUACAUUAAAAGACUGUGAAAAGUGUAAAAAGUAUGAAGAAACUCUCACUCAAAUUAGAGAAGAACUUGUUGAUUCGUUAAAUGCUUGGGUUGUAAAAGUGGAAGGUAGCAAUUUAGUACACAUUUAUAAUCCUGCUAAAGAACCAACGUUGGUUAUGUUUCGACAUGGUGUACCAUUACUAGUACCAGAGCCAGAGGCUGUUAACGAUGAGUUUUUGAUAGACAUGUUAUUGAACACAGAGAUCCUAUUGUUAAAGAACUUAAUGAUAAUAGUUUUGAACAUCUUACCCAGGCAUCAACAGGAGCCACAACAGGCGAUUGGUUUAUUAAAUUGCAAUUAUUCAUCAGAUAGUAUAGAAUGUCAAAGAUUACAAGCUCGCUGGGAAACAGUUGGUGCUAAACUGAAAAAUCGUGUUAAUGUUGCUCGUGUCAACAGGUACAUUGGAGGAUCUAUAACUGCCCGUCGAUUUGCUAUAAGCCAAUCUCCUACAUUUAUUUUAUUGCGUCGUGGAGUCAUGUAUACUUAUACAUCAACUGAUCAUACUAUUGAAUCAUUCAUCAAAUUUGUUGAGGAAGAUUAUAAAUUCACAGUUAAAGGGCAAGUGCCCCAACCAAAAUCAACAUUUGAUGAUUUUGUACACAUGUGCUUUGAUGUAAUCAGGGAAAACCCAUUGGCGUGGAAAUUAGGAUUGACGGUUUUGAGUGUAAUAUUGCUGUGUCUUGCUGCUUUGAAGACAACAUCCAAGUCAAGUGAAUAUAAGUCAAAAAAAAAAUCCACUAAAAGUUCUAGUAAAAAAAGCAAGUAAUAUAUUAUAUAUAUUGUAUAUUUAUAUACACAUAUAAUUUCAUUAUGUGCAAAAUGCAUUUUAAAUGUAACUUAAAUAUUUUCAUUAAAUCUUUUAUAAAAUAAAUACUUGUACUAUUAUAAAUAAUUUCUGUGUUAUUAUUUGAAUUUUUUGUGUUUGAAAUAUAAAAAUAUAAAAUUAUAAA
Messenger RNA from Acyrthosiphon pisum (pea aphid), 1486 nucleotides. RefSeq lists its product as uncharacterized. Lineage: Eukaryota; Metazoa; Arthropoda; Insecta; Hemiptera; Aphididae. The record is from RefSeq and is a predicted model, not a curated record.